Messenger RNA from Suillus discolor, 1002 nucleotides. RefSeq names its product glycosyl transferase. Gene Ontology annotation, molecular function: anthranilate phosphoribosyltransferase activity. The transcript is spliced from 3 exons. Bases 1 to 1002 code for a protein of 333 amino acids. NCBI's taxonomy places the organism in Eukaryota, Fungi, Basidiomycota, Agaricomycetes, Boletales, Suillaceae. The record is from RefSeq and is a predicted model, not a curated record. Gene Ontology annotation, biological process: L-tryptophan biosynthetic process. Gene Ontology annotation, cellular component: cytosol.
AUGGCUGAAUGUACUCCCGAUUCCUUCAAAAUCCUGCUAGGAAAACUUGUCAAGACUCCCGAGUAUUUCACUCCGGAAGACCUUGAACUCUCACUUCAUCACCUUUUCACCCCCGAUGCUGCCCUUCCCGCACAAACAGGUGCAUUCCUUGCUGCCCUCCAUAUAGGAAGAUCGACUAUCGUUGGAACUGGAGGAGAUGGUCACAACACGUUUAACGUUAGUACCACAGCAGCCGUCGUUGCUGCAGGCGCAGGUGCUCGAGUAAUCAAGGCUUCCACAUCUUCAUCUGGUUCAGCAGAUCUUCUACAAUCCCUCGACUGUUUAUUCACUGCCCCUUCACAAGGCACUUCCUUUCCCAUAUCUAAGAUGCCGUUCACCUUCAUCCUGGCGCCUCAUUACCAUCCUGCGCUCGCUAUGAUUGCACCAUACCGCAAGUCCUUACCGUUCAGAACGCUCUUCAAUGUCCUUGGACCCCUUAUAAACCCUGCACGUCCACGAGGCAUGGUACUGGGUGUGGCUGAGCGCGAGCUUGGUCCUACCUUCGUUCAGUCCCUACAUGAGGGUGGCGUCGAACGCGCUCUCGUGGUAUGUGGAGCCGAAGGACUUGAUGAGAUCAGCUGUGCAGGCAACACAUACGCGUGGCAAUUAGUGGAUGGCAAAAUUACCGAAACCACAUUGCACCCAGAUCUUUUUGGAUUGAGCACCCAUCCACUUACAUCCGUAGCUGGCGGAACGCCAACAGAGAAUGCAGAGACAUUCAAAGCGCUCCUCAACUCGGGUAAUGACAUACCAGAGUCAUUGACGCCUGUUCUGCACUUCGUCUUGUUGAAUGCAUCGGCGCUUCUGGUUGUUGCAGGUUUAGCUUCAGACUUCAAAGAAGGGGUUGCGCUAGCGAUGAAUAGCAUAACUUCGGGGAGCGCAUGGGAUGCAUUUGUAGUGUUUCGAAAUGCUAGUAGGGAGUCAGUGAAGGAGACCAACGAAGUCGAAAAAAAGGAAAUCUAG